Messenger RNA from Arvicanthis niloticus (Nile rat), 530 nucleotides. RefSeq names its product WAP four-disulfide core domain protein 15B-like. The record is from RefSeq and is a predicted model, not a curated record. Gene Ontology annotation, molecular function: peptidase inhibitor activity. Gene Ontology annotation, cellular component: extracellular region. Lineage: Eukaryota; Metazoa; Chordata; Mammalia; Rodentia; Muridae.
GGAGACAACCUCCCUCCGUUUUUAUUUUCAUACCAGUUUUAUCUUUCUUUCGCUUAUCGAGGACAGUUCUGUUGGGUCCUUCUGAAGGCGGAUCUCCCAUGAAGCUGACAUAACCACACCUGGCCUCCACGCUCACCUGCACAGUUUUCUCUGGAGAUGAAGCUGCUUAGCUUUUCUCUGCUCACGGUGACCAUUCUUCUUUGCUGUAACAUGGUUCAGCCUGAACUAAAGAGGAAGGUUUUGUCCAAACCUGGGUAUUGCCCGGAGUUUCGUCUUUCCUGCCCCUUUGUCCUUAUACCCAAAUGCAGACGUGAUAAAGGCUGCAAGGAUCUCCUAAAGUGUUGCUUCUACUACUGCCAGAUGCGCUGUGUGGAAGCAUGGGAGACUGUAGAUUAGACAAACCUGAGAAGACACAUGUGAUACAGUUUCAGUGGAGGAUAGCUGGCCUCUGUUUCCUUCUCGGCCCAUCCUGAAACCUAAAAUUAAGUGCUUGUUAAUAUGAGUACAAAAUAAAGGAAUUAAGUGUUGUG